This is a messenger RNA of Cetraspora pellucida, 1128 nucleotides long. NCBI's taxonomy places the organism in Eukaryota, Fungi, Glomeromycota, Glomeromycetes, Diversisporales, Gigasporaceae. The record is from the annotation of a GenBank genome assembly.
AUGUUGUAUUUUAGUUUUAAUGCUUUCAUUUUUCUCUUAAAUUGUAUUUUUACUUAUGCUGCUUUUAUUCCAAGUGGAAGAUUGUCUCAUUCCUCGAUCCUUAAUGAUAGGAAACUCUAUUUUAGUGGCGGAAUGAAAUUUGUUAAUGGCACUUAUAAUGCCUAUACAAAUGAAUUCUUUUAUUUAGAUGUUUCUAAACCAUUUACAAUAACUGAUAACAUUUCAAUACCAUGGGUUGACCUUACUUAUACUGGAGGCCCUCAAAAAUUGGAUGCCACAGCGUGUAUUGGUGGAAAAAAUAAUGAUAUGGUUUUUAUUUUUGGAGAUUAUCCUAAUAAUCAACCAUUUGUUAGUCAAUUUGAUACAAGUAAACAACAGUGGAUCGAUAUCGCAUCUGUUGGAAGUGUACCUACUAAUAGAUAUUCUAUUUCAUGUGCUGGUUUUAACAACGGAUCGAUUGCUAUUUUUAGUGGGUAUAAUAUUACAAAUGAUCUUUGGAUAUUUAAUACAUUAAGAUUAACUUGGAGUUUAAGCAAUGCAACAAAUGCACCUUUGUCUCGGUAUUCAUAUCAAGCAAUAACUUUGCCUGAUGAUAAUAUUUUAUAUAUUGGUGGAUUUAGUAAUAUUACCAAUUCAUAUAUGCCAAUGAAUAACAAUACAUCUGGCUCAACACCUCCUUCUCGCAAUUCCUUUUCAGCAAUAUUAACUCCAGAUGGACGUAUAGUAAUUUUUGGUGGUCAUAACUCCAAUACGACUUUCGGUGAUCUGUGGAUCUUAGAUACUACGAUAUAUCAAUGGUCAGUUGGAAGCAUUUUAAACCCAAUUGUGGAUCUAACUCUUCGAGAACAUACCGCAACAUUAGUGAAUAAUUAUAUGUUUGUUGGCUUUGGCAUAUUUUCAAAUAGUAGUGUUUCGUCAAAAAUAUUUAUGCUCGAUGUAAGCCAAAAAGAUUCCUAUAAGUGGGUUACUAAAUUUGUUCCAAAUAGUACAGAUCAGGCUACUACAAUUAUCCCAAGCCCUCAAAAUAUUGGAUUAGUGAUUGGUGUCACUAUUUGUGGUAUUAUUUUGUUAGCAGUAUUCAUUGCUGCAAUGAUUUUACUUCUAAAAUUUGUUGAUUAUGUACAGUAA